AAAUAUAGAAAAAUGAAAUAGAAAUAAAAAAUUACGUUGGUUGUUCUCUCUCUGGCUGCCAUUGGUACGGUCGUUUCGAGAAAUUCAACCCACACUAUCCGAUUUUCGGAUCUGAGCCUAAGAUUCCAGCUGAGCGGUUCAUUGUUUUGUGGAUCAAUUAAUUUCUUGUUAAUCCCGUCGCGUCGUGUUGCGUUGCGUUUCUGAUCUGAUUGAUUGGUUUAAUUAGGGCAGGGCAGGCGUUUCGGUUUUGACUGUUUUGUUUAUUACUGUCUUGAGUUGAUUUGCGUUAUGGUUGUGGAGCAAAUCUGAUUGCGCCAUGAGGAAGAAACUCGAUACUCGUUUCCCCGCUGCUCGUAUUAAGAAGAUCAUGCAAGCUGACGAGGAUGUUGGGAAGAUCGCGAUGGCAGUACCUAUUUUAGUGUCUAAGGCUUUGGAAUUAUUUCUACAAGAUCUCUGUGAUCGCACGUACGACAUAACUGUGCAGAGAGGAGCAAAGACUGUUAAUUCGCUACACCUAAAACAUUGCGUACACAGCUACAAUGAGUUUGACUUCUUGAAAGAAGUUGUCAGCAAAGUUCCUGACUAUGGAAAUUCCGAAGCUGCCGGAGAUGCAUCAAAAAGAAGGAAAGUAGUUGCCACUGAAGCAAAUGAGAGUGAUGAAGAGUCCAAAAGGAGCCAUAUGCAAGAAGCAUGCCACACAAGUAGCAGUACAAGGGGGCGAGGAAGGGGUAGAGGGAGGGGCCGUGGCCGGCCAAGAAUAGCAGACAGAGACCCUCCUCGAACUGAAGCCGGAUCAUCCAGCCCAACCGAUUCUCAUCAAAUCAGCAAACAAGUAACAAGCCCAGGGAGGCCAAUCGGGGGCAACCCAGAGCCAAAGGAAUCCACAGAAGAAAACACCAAAGUAGCGGACAUCAUAGGCCCUGACACUCGGAAUUUUGACCUCAACGCCGGAGCAGAGGAAGCUCCUGGUAAAACAGCGCCCGCUGCAGCAGCCGGACCGUCUGAGGCAAAAGCUGCUGCAGCAGCAGCCGGACCAUCCGAGGUAAAAGGAGAGGAUUACCCGGGGCUUUCUGAAAUGGACAGGAUGGCAAUCGAUCCUGUCCACCUUACACAACUCGGUUCAAGAUUGGAUGAAGAGGAGGAAGACUACGACGAGGAAGGUUAGAUUAGUUAGAGACAAGCGCAAGGCCAUGGGGUAAGUGCUGAUCUCUCAUAGGAUUAUUCUAAACUAGUUUGGAUGCGUAUACACAUCGAUAGAAGGCAUGAUUGAUAUAUUUAAGUAUAAGAUUAAUGCCUCUGUGUAGAUCCUAAACUAGUUUGGAUUAUUCUUUGUUUUAUGCCAUUAGGUUAGUUUCUUUGUUUUUGCACCAUUAGAUCGUCGGGUUGCUGUGGUUCUAUAACCCAAACUAGUUUAUGGAUGUUAUACAUAGCUUCGGUAUAUUUGUAUUUGAGGCUCCAA
Andrographis paniculata is the source of this 1459-nucleotide messenger RNA. RefSeq lists its product as uncharacterized. The transcript is spliced from 6 exons. Gene Ontology annotation, molecular function: protein heterodimerization activity. Bases 317 to 1165 code for a protein of 282 amino acids. The record is from RefSeq and is a predicted model, not a curated record. Gene Ontology annotation, biological process: regulation of DNA-templated transcription. Gene Ontology annotation, cellular component: nucleus. Lineage: Eukaryota; Viridiplantae; Streptophyta; Magnoliopsida; Lamiales; Acanthaceae.